CCGUGCCUGUGUUUACCAUGGGCUGAUCGCUGAUAAUCCAACUGCCACAAAAACAAGAUCGGGUAUAAAAACCCUCUUCUAAAGUUAUAUUCAUCAUAAACUUUAUUGUCCAGACAAACCUGACAGUCAUGGCAGAGCAACAGGUUCUAUCCAGCAGUAGCUCAAAUUCUUCUGAUGCGGAAGAGACGUGUCAGCAAUACGCUUUGAAAAUGGAAGCGAAAACUCCGGCAUUUGAAGCUGCCAAGCUGUCUCUUCAGGCCGGUGGUGAUGGGGCUACAGCUGCCGAUUCAACGGCGGAGUCACACGGGGAGUGCACGGCAACUGCCACUGGACUUUCCGAGGGACUUGACUUGCUUUUGCAAAAACAAAGAAGAGAUUUGAUGUUGGAGCUGAGGAAGCUUCAGACCGGUCAUCGUCCAGUCACCAGUACAGAGAGCCGUGAAACCCUUGAAGACUUCUUCUCAGGUGGUGAGAGACAAACCAACAAUCGACCCCAGAGUGUUCUCUCCGAAGUCCAAGGGCUGUCGGAACGUCGACCAGUCUCGUCCGUUCUAAGGAGCAACGCCUUCAGACGCAAUCUUGAAGAUGUUAUUCGUGGCACGCUGGUCCGUCAAGAUCGAGAACUACAGCAGACACUUCGUCUGCGCUCGGCCGGUUUCAACGCUGGAGGUUCUUCAACGCCAGCUGUGCAUCCAAGUGCGGACGCAUUCCAGCAACACUUGGAGAGUUUGAGUCAGUUGAGUCAUUCAUCAAGGACAUCGACCGGCUCCCAUCCUUCCCUUGGGUUGGCUGAUGUCUUCUCGCCACCACCACCACCACCACCUGUGCCCCAGUAUGGACAACAAGUGCAACAUCAACAACAACAACAACAACAACAACAACAGCCACAGCAGUUUCCCUCAAUGCAGUCUUCAUUCCCACAGUCGCAAUGGAGGCCACAACAACAGCAAAUGCCACCAAAUCCAUACCAGCAGCAACAGCAGCAGCAGCAGCAGCAGCAGCAGCAAUGGCAACAGCAGCAGCAGCAACAACAACAGCAGCCAUGGCAACAGCCACAACCAUGGCAGCAACCUGCUGUGCAGCCGCAACAACCAUGGUUGACGCAGAACAGUCCACAGCAAGCUAAUGACAACAUAAACAUGGCUUCGUACCUGCACCAGGCACAUCGUGAGGAGGCUGUAUUUGAGAUCAGUAAUCUAGUCCAACGUCAGCUUGUGUCCUCCAUGCUCAACAGUCAAUUCAGAGGAACCCUGGAGAAUACAAUGAUGGCUCAUCUUCAAAAUACUGAAGCUGAUGGAGAGAGCGUGGCCAACUUCAUCCAAUCCUUGCCUCAGAGUCAAUCUUAUCGACGAAAUGAUUUCAGCCAUCUCGGGAUUCAGGCGCCAUCCAGAGGUCAACCAACGACCUCUUCAUCUUCUGCAACAGCUGCAACCUGGGCUGCACCAGAGCUUGACACACUCAGACGCCAGAUGGAGGAAAUGCAGACGAUGAUGAGGCUGACCUUUGAAAUCCAGCUGGACAUGCAGAGGUCAAUCAGACAGGAAGUGGCUGCUGCCCUCAGUGGCCAACAUGGGCAAGUUCCCAGCACCCAGACCGCCCAGGCUCCAAUGCCACCCAGUCAGCCUGCUAGUGAAGGUAACUGCAUCAUCUGCCUGGAGAAGGCCGUAGACGCGGUACUCUACCAGUGUGGUCACAUGUGCUGCUGCUUAGCGUGUGGACUGAGAUUGAAGCAGAUGGGAUCUCAUUGCCCGAUGUGCCGUGCACCAAUCCGGGAUGUAAUUAGAGCAUAUCGAUGCCAGACGGAGUAAGGUAUUAUCAUGGAAGAGCAUUGCAAAUGGCGGACGGUUGACUCUAUGAAAUAUAGAAUAGACCUUUCAUUGUAGGAUUGGCAUGGCCGGUCGAAUGUUUGUGAAACAUUUAAACUGUGUUUACAGAUGUUCUGACCAAAUUGAACAUUUUAAAAAACUUUAAUUACAUGUAUCUCUCAUGAUUGGUUGAUUUGUUUCCAACAAAUU
Messenger RNA from Asterias rubens (European starfish), 2015 nucleotides. RefSeq lists its product as uncharacterized. The transcript has 8 exons. The record is from RefSeq and is a predicted model, not a curated record. NCBI's taxonomy places the organism in Eukaryota, Metazoa, Echinodermata, Asteroidea, Forcipulatida, Asteriidae. The coding region runs from base 129 to 1808 and encodes 559 amino acids.